UCAAAUUGAUUGAAUUUCGUCUCGAAUAGGUUUUCUACUCUACUACUACGUCGUCGUCGUCGUCGCUGAUCGCUGACACCGAAGCUAUUAUUAUUGCUGUUGGUUGGAUUAAAUCUUGCGAGUUGGACGCGAAUUGUGCGUGAACGUUUUUUUGUUAUUGUUUGUGUAAUUUGUACUGCCUUUUUUUCCUAAAAAAAAAAAACACUAUUAAAAAUGCAAAAGGUAAAUUCGUGCUGUUGUGGCUGUUCGCUGAAGACAGGAACCUUGAUUCUUCUCAUUCUUACUUUGAUUGGUUCACUUUUAAAAAUACUUGGAAGUUUCGGAGCGCCAGGUAAUCAGGCUGCAAAUAUCAUUGGGUACCUCAUUAUUCUGUGUAUUGCAAUCGCUGGCAUCUAUGCGGCUACGCAGGAGAAACCAGUAUUUUUAAUACCUUACAUGGUGGUGCAGCUGAUUGGCUUAGUAGGUUUGAUAAUUGGAAUGCUUGCAUUGCUAAUUUUUGGCGGUGCUGUCAUUGGUUAUUUCGCCAGCCAAGCUGCUGAUAAGAAACAGGCCGAUGAACUUGCAAAAGGAGGUUUUGUUGUUAUUGGCAUUUUUGAAAUUAUUUUCGCUGCCUUCGCUGCUCUCAGUUACUACUUUUUCAUCGUUGUGCUGAGCUUCUUCAAGUCACUCCGAUCUGGAUCUCAGUAAUGGAAGUUACAAAAUUUUGCAUUUGCUUUUUAUACACUCUAUAUGUUAAGUUUUAUGUUAUAGAGUUGCUUACUUAAUACUUUAUAUUAUUAUUUACAAUCAAAGUUUCAUUAUAUAUUACAAUUAGCCAUUGAGAAGACGAUGGCAGUUUUUCUUACAAAUAUAUACUUUCUAUAAAUUGUUUUUUACGUA
Molecule: messenger RNA, 879 nt
Organism: Planococcus citri (citrus mealybug)
Lineage: Eukaryota; Metazoa; Arthropoda; Insecta; Hemiptera; Pseudococcidae
Exons: 4
Coding region: 214-687 (157 amino acids)
Source: RefSeq, a predicted model, not a curated record